Molecule: messenger RNA, 1496 nt
Organism: Pyrus x bretschneideri (Chinese white pear)
Lineage: Eukaryota; Viridiplantae; Streptophyta; Magnoliopsida; Rosales; Rosaceae
Product: protein EMSY-LIKE 4
Exons: 9
Coding region: 184-1221 (345 amino acids)
Biological process (GO): defense response to fungus
Source: RefSeq, a predicted model, not a curated record
AGGAAAAUUGAGUGACAUUUUGACUGGCUACAGACCACGGUCAUAACUUGGGAAUAUAGUACCCAGACCAACCGCAGCAGCAAACCUCCAUACAUUUUCCGAUCGUCUCCUCAGCCGAAGCAACUCUGCAGAGUCUCCGCCCAUCUUCUGACACUCACUAGGAUUUUCUCGUUCCAAGACGAAAUGGGAAAUCACAAGCACAACCAUGGCAUUGGAACUGAAAGGAUGUCUCCAGCAACAAAGCCUCAUGGAAAGGAUUUAUGGGAUAUGGAGCUUCACAUUCACCGUUUGGAAACAGAGGCAUACCAUGCUGUUCUGAAGGCUUUUAGCGCUCAAUCUAAUAACCUAACUUGGGCACGGGAGGCACUUAUGACUGAGCUGCGGAGGGAACUUAAUAUUACAGAUGAUGAACAUGGACAGCUGCUCAUUAAGAUUAAGUCAGAUCAGUCAGUUAAAAUGAUAAGGGAAUGGCGGAAUGGUGCCCCUUGUGCUCAAGAGUAUAGUGAGGAUGCUCCUGGAUAUCCUCCUCCUCAAGUAGUGAUCAAUGCUGAACCGAGAAAACUGGAGACUACACAUCCUCCUGUUUCAAAGUCUCAGAAAUGUGUCUCAUACAGUCAUUCUUGUAAAGAAACUACCCCUUCUGCUGCACCAGAUGCCCACACCAAAAACACUAAUGGAAUGAGAGUCAAACGUGGAAAAAACUUAACUCAAGGAAACAGCCUUGUCGUGAGCUUGAAGUACCAAGGACAAGUUAGCAGUGAUAAAAGUACCGACCCGGCAAUGCUCUCCUCUGAGAAAGGCCGGCAGGCUAUGAAUAUAAGUUGUCAUGACCCUCAGCCUCAGGUUCCAUCUGGUAGCAGAAGUACUGGACUGGUAAAACCCCAAUCGAAGAUAGGUUUCCGCGCACCUGGCUCUGAUAAUUUCAAGGAAAGUUGUGAUUUUAUUAGGAUUCGUGCUACAGAUCAAGUUAUUCAUCAGGCUUAUAAGCUGCUUAGUCAAGAAAGAGUAGUCCCACUUCAUAUAGAAAAGGCAAAGCUAAUCCUUCGAGAGCAUGAAAGAGCUAUCCUCGACGCACUUGAUAAACUGCCUGAUGUGUCAGAGAUGGCCGAUUCUCCCAAGCAAAUGCAGCACAAGUAUCCUCAUGAGGAGCUUCCAGGAAUGGGACGUGAAAUGUUGAUACGCAGUGACUUGUAUGGACAGGCUGGUAGGCUGGCAUACUGAGAGUUCUGUUCAAAGUUCAAGCUCUCUCUUUCAGAGUUAGGAUUCCCUUCGUUGACAUGCAAGCUGAUAGUUAAUUUGACUUCGUAAUUUUGGAGAUUUGAAAUCAUGUAAAUACGACAUUGUUGCAACAUACCUUCGAUCAUAUAGGCUGUCAAGAACGUAGCGCGCAGAAAUGGUGCUUCGUGCUAUUUUGCGUAGUCCUAACAGGUAACCAAUAUGAACUGAACACUUAGACUUUGAUGUUAAUUAAUCAAUAGUGGUAUCUUCGUGCAUUA